AUGGGCGAUCUCUUAAUGAUGGAGAAAUUACUACAGGCUUUUCUCGAGUCUGAGCAAAGAGGCAUGGCCAGUCAGAACCCUUUAUUUUGCCGAGUCAGAUCCCAUGCGACAAGUCCAACAACACAACAAAAACUUGCGACGCUGGGAUUCAAACAAAUAUCCUUCCUCCUUAUGUGUUGGCUAGUGGGGAAAAUACUACUGGCUGUUUUGACAUUCACACACCUAGUAAACCGGUGGAAGACUACUUUAUUGCUUCUCAUGACGCCUUACAGCAUCUUGUGGCCACUCUGGCUCGUUACGACGGGAAUUGUCCACUAUGUGGCUUUACUUUAGAUAUGCAAUUAUUUACCGUCAAACAGCACGGACAUGCGGCACGAAUAAGCAUCUCCUGCGUCGCUGGUCUUCGUGUUCGAUGGUAUUCGAGCAGCACUGUUGCUGGAAAAUUUACAGCUAAUCUAAGGUCCUGUAGUUAUAUUUUGUUCCCUUUUUUGCAUUUCAUGUUAUUUUAGAAUAUUGCAAAUACUCACUCGAGUUUUCCUUGCUUAUUUAGAAUGGUUCAUGGUUUUACUUGUUCUGGUCUAACAGAAACCCAGUACAUAAAUUCCUGUAAGCUAAGGCGUCUCGCAUUGGCUAUGUGGAACAGAAAUAUAUAUCCACUGGUAAUAUAAUUCCUGGUUGUUCAGUCUAAAGACAAUUUGCUGCAUUAGUUUGAGUUGAUAUUAUAAACAACCUGCGUAGCCAAAUGUCAUUUGUAGUUAUUUCGAAAGUAAAAAAAAAAAAAAGAAGAAGAAAAGUAAAACUACCUGAUAGAGAGAAAAAUAACUACAACAAAUGUGAAAUCUUUUCUUAUAUUGUUUUGAUUGUGCCUUAUGUCGUACCAGUAUUUUCUAUUUCUUUCUAAUAGAUUUUAUUUCUCUUUUUUGUGCCUCCAGCUUCUUUCGAGUUUGUAUUGACUGGAAAGCAAAUUGAAACAUUUUAUCACAAUUAUACUAACCUUUUUUUAUUAUUUGAUUUGUCAUAGUACAUUCUUCAUUGGGGUACAAGAAUGCAGUAA
Porites lobata is the source of this 1054-nucleotide messenger RNA. Lineage: Eukaryota; Metazoa; Cnidaria; Anthozoa; Scleractinia; Poritidae. The record is from the annotation of a GenBank genome assembly.